AUGUCCAUGAAGAAGGUAGAUGAGCAGACACUUGUUGACAUGCUUAACUUCCAAAACAAGAACAGCAGCUAUUUUGUCAAGUGGAUCCCCAACAACACGAAAACAGUUCUCUGUGACAUCCUACCCGAGGGGCUAAAUAUGUCCACCACCUUCACCUGCAACAGCAAGACCAAUGAGGAACUGUUAAAGCACAUCUUGGAACAGCUCCUGGCCAUGUUCAGGUGCAAGGUCAUUUUACACCAGUACACGAGGAAGGGCAUGGAUGAGAUCGAGUUCACCGAGGCCAAAAGCAACACGAAUGACCUUGUGUCCAAGUACCAGUAG
Messenger RNA from Panthera uncia (snow leopard), 324 nucleotides. Its product is annotated as tubulin beta chain-like. The transcript is spliced from 2 exons. Bases 1 to 324 code for a protein of 107 amino acids. The record is from RefSeq and is a predicted model, not a curated record. Gene Ontology annotation, biological process: mitotic cell cycle; microtubule cytoskeleton organization. Gene Ontology annotation, cellular component: cytoplasm; microtubule. Lineage: Eukaryota; Metazoa; Chordata; Mammalia; Carnivora; Felidae. Gene Ontology annotation, molecular function: GTP binding; structural constituent of cytoskeleton; GTPase activity.